Messenger RNA from Cydia strobilella, 11624 nucleotides. RefSeq names its product GTPase-activating protein CdGAPr-like. The coding region runs from base 638 to 5311 and encodes 1557 amino acids. The record is from RefSeq and is a predicted model, not a curated record. Gene Ontology annotation, biological process: small GTPase-mediated signal transduction. Lineage: Eukaryota; Metazoa; Arthropoda; Insecta; Lepidoptera; Tortricidae. Gene Ontology annotation, molecular function: GTPase activator activity; protein binding. The transcript has 26 exons.
GUGCGCGGGGCGGGAGCCGCGGGAGGCAGGGCGCUGUCAAAUCGAAUUAUACUCCUUGAUUUGCAAUUAUGCGUUUAUUUUACGAGAAAACGCUAAUAAAACGAAAUAAUAGCGUCGCCUAAUUAACAUAACUGUUAAUUUACCCGCGACGGUCGCCGCAGUCGCUUGAAAAGUUCAAUGUUUGGUGUUAAAAUAUGUGCCGUGUAUACACUCUGGUUUCUAUUUUUGUUUUGUAGCCCAGUUUAACGUUAAAUAAUGUUUUUUGUGCCGAAAUAAACUUUCGUAAGCAUUUUUUAGCAUUUAUAACAGUUUGAAACAGUUCCGUGCGCUUACCGAAGCGUAAAUAAACGAGAACCUCGAUCAAACUUUCGAUUUUUGCCGUGCCAACUUGAAGUACAAAAUUGUCCUACUUUAGUGCCAAAAAUAGUCAAAAUAAACACAACCCAACUUCAAAAUUAGUGUAAAUGUGAACGUGGCUGUGAGUUUCGCAUUAAGACUUCCAUAGACUAUUUUUUUACUUCAAUCCACACAUUCAAAAUAAAUAAAAAAACCUUAGUGAAAAUAGCGCGAAUACAAGACAAGUUUUGACGUGUAGAUAAAUAUUAAAGUGAACAGAUAUAAAUAUGAUUUGGAGAAUAUGAGGCGGGUGUUCGGGGUUUGCUCGGAGAGCUGGUACCUGUGCGGACAGAAUGGCUCCCCUCACGGCUCCGUGAUGUCCUGCCAGUCGCUGGCGGCGCGAGCGUUCGCGGAGCCAGACAAAUCAGAGGCGCACUGCUCUAGCUUCCACAGGUCGGUGCGAUUCAGUUCGGAGUCUCGGAGCUCGACGCGCACCGCCAACGAUGUGGACUGCAAGAGGGAGACACCGGCGUCGAUAUCGCUAACGGCGUUGUCGCUAACACCGAUGUCUGGCGGGGCCGCCAUGAGUCAAUCGGCGCCCUCCGGCAGCGGUUUUUCCGACGCCGACACGCCACCAUCGCCUGCCUCCUGCCGCUUUCCUAAGCUAGAGGAAUGUGCACAUUUCCACUACGAGCGUGUAUGCCUCGGCGGGCUCAGUAUAGAGCUGGGACCGGCGCAGGAACCCGCUGACUCACCUCAAGGGGAGGGCUGGAUAUCCCUAAAGGUCCGCUCACACGUGUCAUGGCGCGACAAGUCGUCCACGCGGGCGCUGCACUGCUCGUGGUCGGAAGCCAGCGACGUUAGAGAGUGGACGCUGGCCAGGAACGCGGACCACUGCCGGCAACUAGACGAUAUGCUACACAGAUGUAUAUACGACCGGAAAGUCUCGGGCUUGCCUAAUCUAACCGAGAAGAUCAACAGCUCCAUGGACGAGACAGAGUAUAGAAGCCUAAUAGCGGACUAUAUGCACCACCUGUCCAUUAUAGCGGACGACUCCAUCAACUGUGGACCCGUGCUGAACUGGCUGCAGAUGGACAAUAAAGGGCACAAGCUGCUGGUGGCCAACGAGGACUCCAGCUCUAUAAACACGCCCGCCGUCGCCGCGGCAUAUUCAGUACGGAAAUACGUAUCACAGGCAAGGGACGAAAUCAGCUUUGAAGUUGGCGAUAUGAUCUCAAUAAUAGACAUGCCUGGCCCUCAAGAGUCAACAUGGUGGCGCGGAAAGCGCGGGUUCCGGGUCGGCUUCUUCCCGCAUCAUUGCGUUGCUGUCAUCGGCGACAAGGUCCCGAGGCACAUGACGCAGCCUCCUCCUAUAGUCGGAUCCUUAGCAGUAGCCCCAAUAAAGCCAGUCCUUCGGAAACACGGGAAACUGAUCUCCCUGUUUCGGAGUUUCAUACUGUCCCGCCCUUCGAGACGGCGGCUCAAACAACAGGGCAUCCUGAGAGAGCGAGUGUUCGGCUGCGACCUAGGGGAGCAUUUACUCAACUUCGAACAUGACGUGCCUCUAGUCCUCGUGGAAUGCGCUGCAGCCAUCGAGGCCCGCGGCGCCGUGGACGGCAUCUACCGCCUGUCCGGGGGCUCCGGCCUCACGCAGCGCCUGCGCGCGGCCUUCGACGGCGGCGAGGCCCCCGCGCUGCCCCAGGACCCGCACGCCACGGCCUCCUUGCUCAAGAUGUACUUCAGAGAGCUACCUAACCCACUGUGCACGUACCAGCUAUAUGAAAGUUUCGUCUCCGCCGUACAGACAGAAGAAUCCAAGCGGCUGAAAGCUGUCAGAGACGUGGUGGUCAAACUACCACCGCCACAUUACAGAACGCUAGCGUACCUGAUGCGUCACCUCCGCCGCGUGUCGCUACUAGGAGACGUGACCGGCAUGACGGCGCGCAACAUGGCCAUCGUGUGGGCGCCCAACCUGCUCCGCUCUCCCCGCCCGCAGCACGCCCUACAACACGUCUCUGUGCAGGCGGUGGUUACGGAAUUCCUGAUUUGUUACGCGGAGGAACUUUUCGCCGAAGAGCAAGAUUGGGAUUCCGGACCGGAGUCGUUAAAUUCGGAGCAGUUGGAGCAUGUCGAGUUGAGAGGUCACGACUCAUGCCGACGUCCGAAGAGUUUACCGCUCAAUCCGCCUACUAAAUUACUCAGCCUGGAGGAGGCCCGUCGCCGCGAGAAGUGCACGUCGACGGUGUCUCCCCCCCGCCUGCCGCCGCCCUCCGGCGCCAUCGCGGCCGCCGCGCGCGCCGGCCCACAGCUGCGGCCCGCGGGACAUCUGCGGCCCAAGUAUAUCGAGGUCGGAUCGGGGCCAGACAAUCUUCCGCAAUACCACACCGUAUUAGAUCUUCCGCUGUCAGGAGCGAAGCGUGGCCUGAAGCGGUCUCCGUCGGGCUGGCGGACGCUGUUCUCCCGCAGCAAGCUGCAGCGGCACAAGGCGGCUCUGCGCCCGCAGAUCACGGCACCCGCACCCGCACCCGCACCCGCACCCGUAGAGUGUUCGCAGGACAUACCGAUGUACCCAGCAGGCUUGAGGCCGGUGAAGUCGUGCGAGUCGCUCGCCUCCGACGGCGACACGGUGGCGCCUCUAGCGGAGAGGGCCAUGAAACCUCUCAAACAUCACACCAGAUCGUCAUCAUGCGACUCUUAUUUCGAGCCGUGGCAAGCGGAACUGGCUGACAUGAGGCUCCGACUGUCCCCGCAGGAGAGAGACAGACACAUGUUCAGUGAAGAGGAUGAUACGCACUGUGUGCCGGCACAGGACGAUUCCCUAUGCUCGACGCCGGCCGAGUCGGGCCCCGGCAGCGUGGACCCGAGCCCUCGACGGAACCUUAGGGUCGAUAUAGAGGCCGCCAACGAACUUGCAGAGAGGAAACGCAGCGCCCUGGAGGAGCAGCUGGCCGGCAUCGGGUACAUCGACGGCGACUCCCCGCGCGCCAAGCCCGCGGAGAAGCGGCACUCCGCCCGCCACGACAACCUCGCCAAGCGCCUGUGCAAAGACCGCGAUAGCCCCACCGCCAGCUCGGACUUCCAGAACUCGACCAGCGGUGUCAAAAUGAGAGAACGAACCUCGCCCAAAAAGUGCAAGUCAGCCCGCUACAGCAACCUCCACCAACACGAUGACGUCACCGUCUCAAGGCUCAGCUGGCACGGGAAAGACAACCAUUCCACUCUCAUCAAAAUAGACUGGCCUGUAGAAAACUCUAUAAGCAACCUCACUAGUUCAACGCUAAAUACUCCCAUAACUCCCGCUACCCCAGUUUAUGAUCCCUUAGAGAGCGAUUCCGAAGUAAGUGAGCAUAAUAAACAGACAAUCAAAAUUAACAAUUGUGACAAUUGCGAUGAAGAGAAAUGCUUAAAAUGCGAGUUGAAGGCGGCGGAUUAUGAAAAUAUUAAAGUUGAAGAUUACACAGAUACUUUAAAAGAUAGCUUGGAUGCUAGUCCGGCUAAUUCUACUAAUAUUAGCUAUCAUAAUCUCAACAGGCUCUCUGCGGUAUCUUCAUCUACAUCAGAAGGCACAGGUAAAAAAGAAGUGUCAUAUGAAAACUGCGAUAUGAAAGUCAUGACUUCUUCCCACGAAAGCUCUUCUAGUUACAGUAAUAUUAGCCCUAAACCUGAUGAACUUUACGAAUGCUACAGCUUCAGCCGCCCGAACUAUAUAAAUCUACAGUCUUCCAGCUCUAAAAGCUCUCCUGGCAGCCCUUUGAAAAGCCCUUUAAAAAGCACUAUAAGUAUCACCUUUAGAUCGCCUACUAAAAAAUCUCCAGACUAUGAAGGUAUAGAUAAUGACACUCCGACUAAUGAGAGGGACUCAGUCUAUGAAGAUAUAGAUUUAGAGAAGAAUUUGUCUAUUGUUGAGGAAGCGAGCAUACCGGAAGCGGAUGCAAGUCUACCAACGCAACAAGCGUGCCAACCUCAUAGUUUCACUGAAGAUCUAAUCAUUCUGGAAACUCCUACAGACUCUGAUGUGGAUAACACAGAUGUAUACAGCCAAGUUAAAUUCUUCAAGAAAAGUAUAGAAGAAGUCAACGCUAUGAUACUAGAGUCACCACCGAAGGAAUCGCACUAUGAAAACAUUUCUUUUGAAGGUAGACAAUAUGAGAAUGUCGAUAUAAAGUCUACGCAAGAAAAUGGAAACAUUAUUAAACCAAAAGAAACUCUAAAUGUAAGGGAAUUGGCGAACAGAUUCGAAAGUCCAACAGAACAGAAGGGACCGUUCUUCGAAAAGUUUAAGACUGAAGUCAAAUAUCCUGACAAAGAAGAAUCCCAACCACCACCUUCCCCUAAAUGCUACAAAUUAUCAAAAAAUUCCUCUAACGCUAGGUCUUUAGACGAAAACGCUUUUAUAAAAGAGUUCGCUCCAGAAAAGAAUUACGGCGACCGGAGAAAAAGUCUAGAAGUGAAAGACGUGAAAAAACAAAACAAAUUCCUGCCAGAUUUAAAUCUAAAUUUAAAUAUGGAGGAAGACAAACAAGCAACUACGCCUACCACUGAGAAUAAAAUAUCUUUAAUACAAAGAUUCGAUGCUAAAAAAGACAUUAAAAACCUAAUAGGUUUCGACACAGAAAAGAAACUAAGUAGGGAAAGAAUAGAGAAGUAUAAAGAGGAACGUAGAAAUUUCCUAAGAGAGAAAUACAGUUCUCAAUCUUUUAGAAGUAACCCGGAGCAGCUUACUAGAGUUAAAGUGAAGAAAGAGGAAGUGAGUCCAAAGUUUGAGAGGAGGAACACGGUAGACUUGGGACAGAGGAUGAGGUUUUCACUCGCUAGAAGUAGUCAGCAGUUGGACACCAUCCCCUCCCCCACUAGCCCUGAGAGGGGGGAGAGCAGCGCUGGACGCCAUUUUGAAAGGAAAGAGAAGAUGUCCCCGUCGUACAACAUUAGAGACAUGGCCGCCAUCUUUGAGCAGAAGACGCAGAACAGCGGCUGAACGACAACGUGUCGUCGUGUCGGCGACGUGUCGUGACUUGGUAAUACCGACGUGGACCUGUCAGAGCUGUGCUGUUAAAAUAUUUGUGUCACUCCACGACAAAAGGUACCUUAUGACAGUCGGCGCUUACGCCAUUAUUAGCGGCGACCAAAUACUAAUGCGGUACUACGUCCCUUUCGUCGUGGAACGUCACAUUUUUUGAGUUAAAACUAACUGACAAAAAAUGUUGAUGACGGUAUAAUUUAACUGCGGAUAAGCGCUACGCUAUAUUUUCGCUCCAUAUGGGAAUAGGGAAUAUUACGAAAAACUCUGCGUAGAGGGCGCCACUAGCACAAACUGGAAAUAAACCACCUUGACGCAUCAAUGUCAAAUUUAUUCGUUACAAAUAAUCUGUGAAACAAAAAACUAUUUAAGGCAUAGUGUAUAUAAGUUACUCUAUGGUUUACGGAUUACGGUUUGUGCCAGUGCUGCCUCUGGCGGCAGAACAUUGCAGUAUACACCCUAAGAAACUGUUUCAUCAAAAUUACAAAAUCUCUUAUAGGUCGAUGAAAUUAAGUUUAUGAAUCUCAUUAAAAAAAUCUCUAGUGUACAUUUUGACAGGGUCCCUAAAGUCGGUCUGACAUUUUACCAGUACCCCUAGUAUAAAUUUCAUUCGUUAGCGUUAUUUUUGUAUGGGAUUUUGAACAGCGCGCCAAGCGGGACUUUUUGGAAACUCAAAAUCCCAUACAAAAUAACGCAAACGCCGUACGUCACGUCACGAUAUAUAGUAUGAAUUUUCGCAAAUGAUUUUUACGCCUAAUCUGUUAAACAAAAGCCUUUGUUUCUUUUGUUCAGCGGCUACCAAUGCUACCGCUACUGACUGAACGGGAACAAACUCGUUUAAAAAGAAAUUUUAUCGUCCUAUUUAUAUGGUUCAAAUUUAUGUAGCAGCUCUGUAUUCUGAAGGCCACAGGCAACCGAUCGUCCUUCAUUACCCAAACUCGUUAUCUCAGAAUGAGCUGUUACAUUUUGAACCUUAAUACUAUCACGAUAGUUGCUUCUUAACGACAUGGUUGCUUUGGCACGCGCUCGGCACGCGACUAAGGCGCCUCUACAUAAAAGAAACAGGCUUUUGUUUAACGGAUUAGGGUCUGAGGCCUAAAAAUAAUUUGUGAACAUUCAUACUAUAAUGAAUUAAUGAAAUUUACACUAUGGCACAGUGCGUCACGCAAUUAUUGUUAUUAUGUACUGCUACCUGUGAAUAUAACUAAUACUCUACUCAUUGUAAAUACGUUUGUAUGUAUUAUUUUAAAGUUCUCGCUAGAUUGGUUAUUCAAAGUAUAAUUACACGGUGGCUAAAAAAUAAGUGCAUUCCCGUUGGCAGGGAGGUUUUGGGAUUAUACUGAGCAACUUUUACUAUGGGACCAACCACGAAAUCGCGAAAAAAAAUUGUCUGUUUCAUACAUUUUGGCUGGUCCGUUUUCUAUGGGAGGGUCAUUUUUUUUCGCGAUUUCGCGGUUGGUCCCAUAGAGUAAAAGUUGCUCAGUAUAAUCCCAAUACCUCCCUGACAACGGGAAUGCACUUAUUUUUUAGCCACCCUGUAUAAUAUAAUGUGGCAAUAUAGUUCAUCCGCUGAGUAUGGAAUUUCGGUCAUUGACCCUUUGCAGAGACAAGUAAUAUUUAAAGACUGGUAAUCUCCGAUAAGCGGUGGUGGCCGAAUGGAUCUGACGUCCGACUAUCAAUCCGUAGGUUGCGGGUUCAAAUCCUGGCUCGUACCAAUGAGUUUUUCCGAACUAAUGUACGGAAUAUCAUUUUAUAUUUACCACUAGCUUUGCGGUGAAGGGAAACGUAAGGAAACAUCCGCGAAGAAAUUCAAAGGUAUAUGUGAAGUCCCCAACCCGUAUUGGGCUAGCGUGGGGACUAUAACCCAAUCCAUCUCGUGCAUGAGAGGAGGCCUGUGCCCAGCAGUGGGACGUAUAGUUGGUCAAACCAAAUUGGCAAUAAAUAAGAACCAAUAAAACUAUACUCAUCCUUUUUUUUGGGUGCUAGUACUAGCGUAAGACGAAAAUAGUAUGAUUAUCUCUGCCUAUGUUUGAAAUGAGACAGUCCUUUGACAAACUAUAUAUAGGCUGAAAUAUAAAUCUCCGAUAGCACAUUUAUCAUUGACGGCAUGAUGUUAAGCUAAGUCACAAACAUUCGUGGAAUUAAUCAUAAUUUUAUGCCUAUCCGUCAUUUUGACAUUUCUGUUUGAGUGAAAGAGACAAAAUGUACGAGGUUGCAUAAUUUUACGGAUAAAGGGGGUUAAACGCCUUAAUAGUGGUAGGUUUUGCGUUUGACGGUGUGCGAUUGUCUUCUUGACUAGGCCCCCAGGCAAUCAUAUGAAAACAAAUGAAGAACGCGAAAUAGCGAUUUACAGUCUUCAUUUUACUUGUCUCUUAAGUCAACGUAUUAAUUUUUCCGUACUUGGUAGUCGGCCUCUAAAAUGUAUAAUGUGGCAUCACUUAGCUUGGUCCAUUCUGAAUAAAAUAUGCAUACUGUCCUUCUCUUACUUAAAGAGUUCGAUAGAGACAGCAAUAUGUUUGUGAGUGCAAACUGUUGUGAGACUAGUAGCAAUGCACUGACCGAUUUAAAUAAAUAUUAAAAUUUGUACCUUAAACUCAUUGAUAUAAAAUUAAAAUUUCAAAAGCAGUUUUAAAAUUAGUAUUUGAGCGUUUCUUUUUUUUGCCAUUUUUUUAUGUGACCUUUUUUGCCACUUUUGUGUUAUUUCUAGUCAGGAUCACGAGCUCUUUCGAUCCUAAUGGGAUAAAAUGUCCCAAGGUUUUUUUCCUAUUGGGUUACUCGUACCAUCUCCCCAUAUACUUUGUAUGGCGGUAACAGAAAGGAAAGUUUGAAAAAUGUAUGGAAAUUUUGGGACGCUUUUUUUUCUCCUAUAAGGAUGAAAAGGGCUCGUGAUCCUGACUAGAAAUAACACGAAAGUGGCAAAAAAGGUCACAUAAUAAAACCGGCCAAGUGGGACUCACACACGAAGGGUUCCGUACCAUUAACUAUAAAAACGGUCACCCAUCCAAGUACUGACCCCGCCCGACUUUGCUUAACUUCGGUCAAAAAUCACGUUUGUUGUAUGCGAGCCCCACUUAAAUCUCUAUUUUAUUCUGUUUUUAGUAUUUGUUGUUAUAGCGGCAACCGAAAUACAUCAUCUGUGAAAAUUUCAGCUGUCUAGCUAUCACAGGUCACGAGAUACAGCCUGGUGACAGACAGACAGAUGGACAGCGGAGUCUUAGUAAUAGGGACCCGUUUUUACCCUUUGGGUACGGAACCCUAAAAAAUGGCAAAAAAAGAAACGCUCAAAACGGUUUAUUGUUUUUUGUGAAAAGUUUUUGUUUUAAAAAAUCCACUUGUUAGACUUUGAAAUAAUGUAUCCAAAUAUUAUUUUGUAAAAAGUUUGUUUUUUUGUAUUAGUUUAAAGAAAAAUCAGGGUUUUGAGUUUUCAUAUGCUGUCAAUCGCCACAGAUAUAUCUGAGCGGCCUAGGGGCUCAAAAAUAUCUGAACAAUAAGAGUAACUAAUAAUAAUUUCUUGAUGUAGUACAAAGUAUUGAGUCCGAAAUUAUGAUAGCUAAAAUAGAUGGCGCUGUCUAUUUUUAGCUGUAAAAAUUGCUAUGUUAAUCUUGUACAAAAUGUGACGUUAUCAAUCAAAAAGGUACCACAUUGUCGCUUACCAUAAGGACGAAAAUUGCUUGUAUCUUUAUACGAAAAACCUGUAAGAACGGCCUUAGGGCAAACGACAAUGUGGUACCUUGAAAACGACGACAAAUCAUGAGGUAUUUUCUUUAAACUAAUUCAAUUAAAAUCUUAGGUUAAUUGUUAUGUUGAAUUUAUUUAUUACUCUAUAUUAUUAAAACGACUGCAUUUAAACGUUUCAUUAAAUGCACGAGCAUCACAACUUGAGUAUUAUUAAUUAUUAUUAUUUUAUUAAUAAUGUGAAUACGCGCCUGUCCGUGAAUUGCUCGCACUUGACCAUAAUAUAAGGUAUCCCUUUUCGACCGAGCGAAGCGAGGUCUCAGGGCUAACUCUCACUUUCAUGUUUACUUUCUCAACAUUUGUAACAAAAUAUGUUUGUUGUUUCAUUUGUUUUUUUUUAAAUACUGAAAUUGUAUCCGAGUUUGCGAGCGGAUCGCGGUAGCGCAGUGGUUUCGUUGCCAUAUUAAACAUCAUAGCGGGUGCUUUUAAAGGUAAAAUAUGUAUGGGUACAUACAACCAUUUUAAAUUCUAAAGGCAUAGAACAGAAACAAAGUAGGUAGGUACAUCUUACCCGGUAACAAUUUUUGAAGUAAAACUUCUUUAGGCGCGACUAGAGGGUAACUCAGAUUUUUUUCUGACGUAAGUAACGCUCAGUAAUGACACACGCACAAUAGUACACACGUCAAAGUGCCAACAUAGCGAUAAACGUCAUCAUCAAAGAAGUUUUACUUCAAUCGCGCGUAAAGAUUACACACACACACUUUUUUUUUUCAUUAUUAUUGUUAAUAUCUUACUUUUGGGUGGCUUUUACAAAAUUUAACAAUUUCAACAGUAUUUAUCAAAUUUAGAAUUCUGAUAACCUCCAUAGACAUCUGACAAGCGCCAUCUAGUGAGCUCUCUGAGAAAGUUAAAAGUAGAUUGCGCCAUUAAAUAAUGGGGUUGACAACUAUCAAAGGUUUGCAUAGAUGGCGCCAUUAUCAGGUAAAUCUCACUCCAGAUUUUAUUCCUAUUCACCCCCUUUAUGCCUAUUAACCCCGGUUGACGGUGGUUAAUGUUUUUAAUUUAUUUUAUUGCUAGUGACAGCGGUUAGACAAGUCCCAUUUUAAGUUAUAUAGUUAAAAAAUAUAAUUAGUAAAUAGCGCCAUCUAUAACAACGAAUACAUGAAUAUAGACCGUUGAUAAUUAUUUUUCCCUAUCUGUCAUUUCGAUAUUUCUGUCUGUUAGAAAGAGAAAAAACAGAGGUUGCUAAGUUUUAUGAAUAUGGGGGUUAUACUAUACCUACCUACCUAAAACUACUAAUAAUGAUAGUAAUUUACACCCCUUACAUUAAAGUGUCAAAAGGGACUCUACGUGUUGGCUUCGGCUCCGCGCACGCCUCGCCCAAGUCCGCAACACCAUUGUUCCGUGAUGGAAAAGACAGUUACCUACUAUUAAUCUAUUUGGAGCAGCCUGUAUAGUAACAAGUUAUACAAUUUUUGUAUUUAUACAGUUAAAGGCAUUGGACCCAUAUUUGUGUCUUUCUCCAGUAAAAGGUACCACAUUGUCACUUACCAUAAGGGUGAAAUUUGCUUGCAUCUCUAUGAAUAACCUGUCAGAGCGUCCUUGUGGUAAGCGACAAAGUACCUUUUACUCGAGAACGACACAUUUACCUUUAAAAGUACGUACUGAAUGCAUUUAUCAUUUUUGUAAGCAGUAUUUAAAACUGUUAGGUGUUAGCGUAAGGGCGUUGCAGGAAUGAUAAUUAGCAAAUCAAGAUGGCGUCACUCACACGCCAACAUCGUGUCCGCAAGUGAGCCAAUGUGAAUCUUAUUUGAAUGCACUAAGGUUUAAUUGACAGUGUACACCAUAACACGCAUCUCAGGUAGCAUUUAUACGUCAUUAUAACGUCAGCGACGUCAUAAUUACGUCAUUAUUAUAAAACUAUUUCCCAGGUAGCAAAGCGACGUCAUAAUGACGUCAUUUAUACGUUAUAAUGACGUAACGGACGUCAUAAUGACGAAAUUAAUUUUGUAUCAAGCAGAUACCUCUGCGAACGAUGCUUAAUAAGCAUAAAAAUAAAUAAAAAGUGUAAAAAUUCACUGUCUUGGGUGGGACUUGAACCCACGACCACUAGAUCACUAGUACAGUGUUCUACCAUCAUAAUGAUGUAUAAAUGCUACCUGGGCUAUGAAUGUGUUUAUAUGUGGCGUUCUCAAUCAAAAGGUACCAAUUUGUCACUUACCAUAAAGACGAAAUUUGCUUGUAUCUUUAUACAAAUAACCUGUCAGAGCAUCCUUAUGACAAGCGACAAUGUGGUACCUUUUGAUUGAGAACGUCACAUAUACAGGCUGAUUCAAGAAAGCCAGUGUUUGUUAAAUUGUGUCAGAAAUUAACUACAAGUAUGGUGAAUUUGUUUUUGUUCAUGUUAUUUUUAAACGUAAUUUGCCAAUUAUCAUUCAUGUAAUGAAAGCUUAUCUGUAUAUAAUAACAUCAAAAUUGCACAUUUUGUAACAAAAUCAAGAAAAAUCACACGAAAAACACAUAAAUAUGGACAAUAAAUCAAAUAUCGCAUUUUUUUCAAAUCCUUCUACCUAAUAUAAUAAACUUUUUGAUAACU